UACGCUUUUUUUUUCGUCUUCUUCUUCCUAUUGAAAAUCUUCAAUGUCACUCACCAACUCAUUCAUCAUUCAAAUCUUCAUCUGAGACGCUCUCUCCUUCAUCCCCUUCAAUUCAUGGGUUGUUUUCUUGCUUGUUUUGGUUCCUCCAAACACACUAAACACAACCGCAACGUUCUUCAAAGAAAUGCUAGUUGCAAGCCACAGCAACCUAGGGUCCCUUUGGUUCAGGAUCACUCCAAAACCCUUCUUUGCCCUUCACCACAACUUCAGGAUAAAACUGAGGAGGAAUUAAGUGUUAAUACUAGAAAGAAAGUAACUUUUGACUCCAAUGUGAAAACUUAUGAGCCUGUUUUGCCUGAAGAAGUUGAAAAGGAAGAAACUUUGGCUAAACCAGAUCAUUCAAAGUCAUCUUCUUCUGAAGAUAGUUCUGUGAAUUCAACUGGGUCUUACCCUCCUAAUCAUAGGUAUCAGAAUUGUAGGGAUAGUGAUGAUGAAGAUGAAGAAGAACUUGAUGAUUGGCCUAGUGAUCUUAGUGAUGACGAGGAUGAUGGAAUUAGAGAAGAAUGUGACGAAUUGGGUGUGGAGUUUGAAGGAGAUGAAAUGGCAUACUCAAGGUCUAGGGUGAAAGAUGAUGUUGUUGAUCAUGUGUUUGCUGAGGAGGUGGAGAGUCCUAUUAUCCCUACUUGUGAAAGGGAUUUGAAGACAAUUGGAUUGAACCCGAAUGCUAGAGAUAGAAGUGUCUAUGUUCAUCCUGUGCUGAACCCGGUUGAAAAUCUGUCUCAGUGGAAAAUUGUUAAGGCUAAAAGGACACCACGGUUAAGGCCUCAGAAAGAGAAUUAUGCUUGUUCCGACCAUGAAUCACAGGUUGCAUUUGGUGUUAAGGAAGUUUCAGAACCCGACAUGCCAAAGAUGUUGAACCAUGAAAUUCCAGUUGAUGCUAGCCUGUCAAAUUGGUUGGGUUCAUCAGAGACUACACCUAUUAAGAAGGCUUGUUUGUAUGCUGUUGGUACUCCUGAUAGGAGCACCUCACAAGGUUCAAAUUCUAUGAUAAGCCUUGAAGAUAGGCCUAUUUUAGGUGCUUUAACGGUGGAAGAGAUUAAGCAAUUUUCCGCUACCUCGUCCCCAAGGAAGUCACCUUGUAAGAGUCCAGAUGAGAUGCCGAUUAUAGGAACAGUUGGGUCCUAUUGGAAUUCUAAUGAGGAUUCAGGCUCAGCCUCAUCUUUUAAAGGAAUUCCAAACACAACUAGCAAGUACAGAGAGGAUAAGAAGGUGAAUUGGCACGCUACGCCAUUUGAGACAAGGCUAGAGAAAGCAUUGAAUAGAGGUGCUGCUGGAGAAGCUGCUUCUACUUGUGUUCCUCACAUUGAGAAAUAUAUUCAUUAAUAAAUAAACUUAUAAAUCAUUUGAAUUAUAUUCAUUUUAGAAAAAUUUAUUUUAGAAAAGUUUUCAAUGCUGUGCAGGAUAAGUUUAUUUUUUUUGUGUGCAUAGGCAAAUAUGUUAGUGGAUUAUGUUAUUUUCUAGAGUUUGAAGUCUGAACCUCCUUUGCUGUUCCUCAGCUCACCAACCGAGCUGCCUGCUUGGGACAAUACCCUAUUUGAGACAAGGCUAGAGAAAAUAUUGAAUGGAGGUGCUCGCAGAAGCUUCUUCUACUUGUGUACCUUAUAUAUUUUAUAAAAGUUUGCAAUGGUGUUAUUUA
Trifolium pratense (red clover) is the source of this 1696-nucleotide messenger RNA. RefSeq lists its product as uncharacterized. The record is from RefSeq and is a predicted model, not a curated record. The transcript has 4 exons. Bases 115 to 1383 code for a protein of 422 amino acids. NCBI's taxonomy places the organism in Eukaryota, Viridiplantae, Streptophyta, Magnoliopsida, Fabales, Fabaceae. Gene Ontology annotation, biological process: male meiosis II.